AUGAGAUCCUGGAGAAGGAAGAAGGCGAAGGACAAGCGGAGCGAAUGGUUCUUCAACAAUGGAAGCACUUUCCUCCAGGAACUCAUCGCCGACUCUAACGGAAUUUCAAACCCGAUCCGGUUCUUCUCUUCCGAUCAAAUCCUCAAGGCCACGGAUCGAUUCGACCCCAGUCGUUAUCUCUCUCGUCAUAGAUUCUUCACCUGGUACAAGGGCGUCAUCGAAGACCGGCCUUACGCCAUCAAAAACUUCACAGAGUCAUCGUUUAAAGGAGAGAGCUUGCGAGAGGUUUACAACGACAUCGUCUUAUCAGCUCGGGUAAGCAAUCAAAGUAGCUUUCUCAAGCUUCUGGGAUGUUCCCUCGAGUUUCCCCUUCCGGUUAUGGUAUUCGAAUACCCAGAGAACGGGGUUUUGAACGAGCGUGGUGGUUGCGAGGACGGUACGUCGUUGCCUUGGAAUGUUCGGUUGAAGAUUGCGAAGGAGGUUGCGGUUGCUGCGACGUAUCUUCACACGGCUUUCCCUAGGAUUAUCAUACACAGAGACAUCAAGCCAAUGAAUGUUUUCUUGGAUAAGAAUUUGACGGUGAAGCUGACUGAUUUCACGUUCUCGGUAUCACUCCCCGAGGGGAAGUCGUGGAUUAAAGACAGAGUGAAGGGGACUUUCGGGUACAUAGAUCCGGUUUACUUCUCCAGGGGUUUAGUGACAGAGUACACAGAUGUCUUCAGCUUUGGAAUCUUCAUGUUGGUUCUUUUGAUUGGAAGACCAGCGGUUUUCGCUGGGUCGAGUGGGGUUCAUUGUAAUAUCCUUGACUACGUGAAGGAUCUACAGGAGAGAGGAGAGACUGUUGAGUUCGUGGAUGGUUCGAACGGCAUGAGGCUUGGUCAGAUGAGAAUGUUUCUUGAGCUGGCACUGAGAUGCUGCGAGAAGAAGGAUGAAGACAGGCCGAAGAUGAUUUUGGUGGCGAAAGAGAUUAAGCUGAUAGAAAGAUCACUCGACUGUUGA
Molecule: messenger RNA, 999 nt
Organism: Thlaspi arvense
Lineage: Eukaryota; Viridiplantae; Streptophyta; Magnoliopsida; Brassicales; Brassicaceae
Source: the annotation of a GenBank genome assembly